GACCCAUCUGGAUUGGAUAUUACUUUUAGUUACUAAUGGUGUUCCAUGAGAUGUCCAUUUCAUUUGUGUAAAGACUAAAGAGAGCUUAGCACUAAACUUCAAAAUGUAUGGUUGAAUCUAUAGAUGGACUUAUUGUGGCAAUAUAAGUUAAACAUCAAUGAAUCUCACUCUUAUAUUUAUUUUUAACGUUAAUUAAUUACGUUAUUACUGAAUACAUAAACAAUCAUAUAAUUUAACAUUUUAUAAGAAUUCUCGUCUACUUACACCACCACUUACACCACCGCAAACCAUUUUUAUAAAGAUAUACACAUAACAUUUUUCUUACAAUUGAAGGUUUUUUAAAAACAUUUUUCUAUUAGUUUAUAUAAUUCAUCUUUUUCGAUUAAAUACAAAUUUCCUUAUGGAAAAAUAUUAAUAAACCAUCAGUUAAACCACCAGAUCAAGAAGCUUUCACGCUAUAUCAUAUACUUCUCUCUGCUAUAUUCUUCUAUCUGCUAUAUAAUACAUAGCGAUUCCCUAUUAGGGAGGGGAUACAACAGUGUUUGUCGUUGAAUUCAUUAACUUCUAAGAUUUUUGGGCCAACCAAACACAUGUGGGUUCAGUUUUAAUGGGCCUGUGCUUAAUUUAUAACCCAAGAAACGUGUCAGAUCUGCACGGGUCUAAGAUUGAAACACGUGUCAAGAUCUCAACGUACAUCUUCCGCCAUUGUCUGACAAUGAGAGAUUGAAAGUACAAAAAGGCUUUAAGACCGAACUGGUUUGCUCUAAACAAACAGUAACGAACAGUUUGAGAUUCGAAGAUACAUGCAUGGAGGUCAAUGAAAAGGUCAAAAUCGUAAUUACUGUAGCCUCUCUUGUGGCGGCGACAGUUCUGCUCGUGGCGGAGUAUCGGCGGCGCCGCCACGGUAGGAAGCAGACAUCUUCUCCGAGCUCGUGUUAUCUGCACUCGGAGACCAAACCGCAGUUCGGUUUCAAACGAGUACUUGCGGAUAACUCUUACUCUGGAUUCAAACACAUGAAGAAGCUCGACGAUGUGUUUUCUUCCUCCAUAGAGAAACCUAACAACUCUCAUCCGUACGAAACUGAGAUCGCUGUCUUGUUAGAGAAUCCUCGUCUUGAUGAAGUUGAGUUCUUGAGGGGAGAAUGUUCACUGGAGAUGAGUGGUUCUUAUGUGUGGGUUGAGACGGAGUAUGAGUUGAAGAAGCUUGCGGAAACAUUGGCUAAAGAAAAAGUCUUUGGAGUUGAUACUGAGCAACAUAGUUUGCGAUCGUUUCUUGGUUUCACUGCUUUAGUUCAGAUUUCUACAGAAGAGGAGGAUUUUUUGGUGGACACGAUUGCAUUACAUGAUGCAAUGAGUAUACUCCGUCCUGUUUUCUCCAAUCCUGAUAUUUGCAAGGUGUUUCAUGGGGCUGACAAUGAUGUUCUCUGGCUUCAAAGAGACUUCCAUAUAUAUGUUGUUAACAUGUUUGAUACCGCCAAGGCGUGUGAGGUGUUGUCAAAGCCUCAAAGGUCACUGGCAUACUUACUUGAGACAGUCUGUGGAGUGGCUACUAACAAAUUGCUUCAGCGUGAAGAUUGGAGACAGCGUCCACUGUCUGAAGAGAUGGUGCAAUACGCCAGAACAGAUGCACACUAUCUACUCUAUAUUGCCGAUAGGUUGACUGCUGAGCUCACACAGCGAGGCACUGAAGAUUCAUCUAGCCCGGAUGACAAGUUCAGUUUUCUUCUCGAGGCUAGUAGACGAUCAAACAUGAUUUGUUUACAGUUGUACACUAAAGAAACAUAAGAUUUUCCUGGGAACGCUGCUGCUUCCUCGUUAAUUUAUCGUCAUUUAAACAGCCAUGGAGAUAACUCUUCCAUCUCCUUGGAUGCAAAGUUUCAGGAGCUUGUAAGGGAACUAUGUGCAUGGAGAGACUUAAUGGCAAGAAUUCAUGAUGAAAGCACGCGAUAUGUUCUGUCAGACCAAGCUAUUAUUGCUCUUGCCUGUAAGAAUCCAACAACAGCUGAGGAAGUACAUCAUUCGAUAGCUCAAGCUGAUUUGGCUACAGAGUCUUCACCAAGCUUGAGUUUAUCAAAUCAAUCUCCAUCUGAUGUUAUCUGUAGUCAUUUGAAUGAUAUCUAUCAAAUGACUCGGGACAACAAGUUACCUAAACUGGAUGCUCUUUUACCACUAGUUCUCGAGAAAUGUUUGGGGACAGAUGGAACAUGUCCAGUUUCUGUCUUCAACUACUCACUUUUGAUAAACUUCAAGACAAAGCUCGCUGUCCACUCAGCUCCCAAGCAAAACGAACACAAGAAGAACUGCAAGGAGUUCACUCGGAAGUCAUCAAGAGAUCUUUUCGUCAAGAAGUUCUCAUGCAAGGCUCCUGUUUAUCACAACUGUAGAAUAUACGCAAACGAUGGACGGUUGCUAUGUUACUGCGACAGAAAAAAACUCGAAUGGUAUAUGAACCGUGGUCUUGCGAAGCUAGUUGAAGACGAACCACCCGCGAUAAUGCUUUUGUUCGAACCUAAAGGACGUCCUGAGGACGAAGGGAAUGACUUCUAUAUUCAGACCAAGAAGAACAUAUGUGUUGGAUGUGGAGAAGGGAAUCACUAUCUGCGUUACAGGAUUAUACCUUCUUGCUAUAGAGUUCAUUUUCCGGAGCAUUUGAAAAGUCACAGGUCUCAUGAUAUAGUUCUGCUCUGUGUGGAUUGUCAUGAAGUUGCGCAUGCUGCUGCUGAGAGGUACAAGAAACAAGUGGCUUCAGAGUUUGGGAUCCCUCUUUUUGUUCGGAGAGUGGUGGAUUCAAAAGAAGCAGCAUCUUCUGUGGAGUGUGAUGAAUCAAGGGGUGACGUUAAGGAUGUUGGUGUCUCUCCUUUGCAUCUUAGGACAGCUGCAAUGGCGCUGUUGCGACAUGGGAACAGAAUGCCAUCUAGUCGCCGUGAGGAGUUGUUGCAGACUGUAAAGAUGUAUUAUGGGGGACGGGACAUAUCUGAGGAAGAUUUGGAGAGAGCUUUACUCAUUGGGUUGAGCCCUCACGAGAGACGAAAACUGGAAAGAAAGAAAGGUGUCCCUCUCAAAUAUUCUGCAGAGGUUGCUCAUAUGAACAAACAAGAAAACAGUAGCAAUGAUACUGAUGCAAACAGUUUUGUAUCUUCGUCAGUUGGAGAACAUGGUGAGGAAGCUCCUGGAGAUUCUGAGAAAUAUAUGAAUGAAGAAAGUAGUAUAGUUGCAGAUGAUAGUGGAGGAGAUGGAAAUACAUCGCAUCAACAGAAUUCGAAACUCUCCUUGCUGGGACAUGGACCGCACGGGAAACAGGUAGUGGAGUAUCUCUUAAGGGAACAUGGAGAGGAUGGUGUUCGGGAUUUCUGCCAAAGAUGGAGACAAGUGUUUGUUGAUACUGUUCAUCCUCGCCAUUUGCCUGGUGGCUGGAAUGUUAGUCACAGGUAAGUAGCAACACUUAACCCACAGUUGUCUGGUUAACUUUAAGACAGACAACUUUGGUGUCAAAAGCAAAUAUUGUUUGGACCUUGGUUCUUUACAAAGGUUUGAUUGUUUUGUUGCCAGUAGAAGUGUCAACUGGGCGGGCUGACCAUGGGCUAGCCCAGUCCAAUUCAUUUUGGGCGGGCUAUGGACAUGCCCAAUUAAUAAAUGGUCCAACUGGACAAAAGACCAAUUGAUACACGGUCCAAUUGGGCGAAGACCAAAUGGACAAUGGGUGUCCAUGGGCUUCUUAAAAUAUAAUUUCAUGAGUUUAAUAAAAGAAAACAUAACUUUACAAUUUAACCAAAAAAACAGUUUUAUCGUUAAAAUAAAAAAUUAAUGAUUUUGACGGAAAACGUAAUUCACAGUUUUGACGGAAAAAUGUAUUUCAUAAAUUUGGCGGGAAAAUUUAAUUUUUCGGUUUUGGCGGAAACACACACAAUUUCUCGGUUUUGGCGAAAAAACGCAAUUUCUCAGAUUUUGGCGGAAAAACAUAAUUUCUCGGUUUUAGCGGAAAAAUGCAAAUUUGCAGUUUUAGCGAGAAAACACAAUUUUUCGAUUUUGGCGGAAAACGCAAUUUCUUGGAUUUUGACAGGAAAAUACAAUUUUUCGGUUUUGGCGGAAAAAUGUAAUUUCUCAGAUUUUGGCGGGAAAAUACAAUUUCUCGGUUUUGGCGGGAAAACACAAUUUCUCGGUUUUGGCAGGAAAACGCAAUUUCUCGGUUUUGGCGGGAAAACGCAAUUUCCCGGUUUUGGCGGGAAAACGCAAUUUCUUGGUUUUGGCGAAAAAACACAAUUUCUCGGUUUUGGCGGAAAAAAACACAAUUUCUCGGUUUUGGCGGAAAAAUGUAAUUUCUCGGGUUUGGCAGGAAAACGUAAUUUUUUUGAUUUUGGCAGAAAAACGUAAUUUCUCGGUUUUGACGGAAAAAUAAAAAAAUAUCGGUUUUGGCAGAAAAACGCGAUUUCUUGGUUUUUGCGGAAAAAUGAAACUUUUUCGAUUUUGAGAGGAAAACAUAGUUUUACAGUUUUGAUAAGA
Brassica napus (rape) is the source of this 4500-nucleotide messenger RNA. RefSeq names its product protein RRP6-like 3. The record is from RefSeq and is a predicted model, not a curated record. Gene Ontology annotation, biological process: poly(A)-dependent snoRNA 3'-end processing; TRAMP-dependent tRNA surveillance pathway; nuclear polyadenylation-dependent CUT catabolic process. Lineage: Eukaryota; Viridiplantae; Streptophyta; Magnoliopsida; Brassicales; Brassicaceae. Gene Ontology annotation, molecular function: nucleotide binding; nucleic acid binding; 3'-5'-RNA exonuclease activity. Gene Ontology annotation, cellular component: nucleolus; nuclear exosome (RNase complex). The transcript is spliced from 11 exons.